AUGGAACUUACUGUCGAAGGAUUGGAUUUUACCAACAUAAUGUGUAAAGAACAUUCAGAACAAUCGUCUUGUCUUUUCUGUACAAAAUGUGACAAACUCGUUUGCCCUACUUGCAUUGCUAAUGUUCAUAAGAAACAUGAUCUAACUGAAAUAAGUCAUGCAUAUACCUUGAAGAUAAACAAACUGAAGAAAAGACAAAGUAAACUGCAAAAAGAAAAAAAUGAAAUUACUGCAACAAAAGAUCAAGCAAAUUUGCUUCAUGAUGCUGAAAAUUCAAGUUAUGCCAAAGUUAGUGCAGAUAUACUUAAAUAUGAACAAGUUUUAAAAGACGCAGUUGAAGAACAUAUAAAAAAAUUAAGAAAUGAGUUAGACCAGAACCACAAAGCCUGUACCAAAACAACUGAAGGAAGUAUCAAUGCCAUUUCUAAAAGUGAAAGACAAAUUGAUAAAAAGUAUAGUGAUAUUAAAGAUUUCAAUAAUACCACUGACAUUUCUAAAUUUUUCAAAGAAGUUUGUCAAAUGGAAAGAUCAAUAAAAGGGUCUGUCCCCAAACCUGAAAUAUCAUGUAAAAAAACACUACAAUUUAUUCCAGGAGAGAUAACUCAGUCUAACAUUGGAGUUCUACAAAGUGUAGACAUAUCAUUAACAGAAGUAAAUGUUUCUCUUAGUGUUGUUAACCAAUACCUGACUAAUCUUUCUGUGAAUGAUUGUUUAUCUCCAUAUCAUGAUGAUUCACUGUGGAUAGCUUGUGAACCAGAUGAAGUGCUACAGAAAGUGAAACCUGAAGUAACCAAUCUAAAAACAAUAUCAACCUUCAACCUCAAGGUCUAUGGUAUGGCAACAAUUGCAUCUGAUGAUUUACUUGUGUCAACAAUGAAAUCCAGACUACAAGUGAUAAGCAGUACCACUGGUAAAGUAACAGAGAGUGUGUAUGACAUUAAUCCCUUCCUUCCUACAGCAAUUCAUAUAACAAGUGAAGGUCAGGUCAUUGUAGGAGGUUAUGAUGUAAUCGAUAAAAGAGUAGCUGUGUUUGUGAUAAAUAAGAAUGGAGACCAUGAAUGUGUGUAUGAACAUGACCAACAUAAACGACCUAUAUUUGAUUAUCCCGCCAGUAUUACUACCACCAGUAAUGAUUAUAUACAUGUGUCAGACUAUGAUUCACAGGAAGUCUGUGGAAAAGUGGUAGUGUUAGAUCCAUCAGGUCAUGUAAUAAACGUUUAUAAAGGGGAUACAGAAAUCAAUAAGGAGGUACCAUUUGGACCAGAAGGAAUAGUGACAACACCAAAAGACAAUGUCAUUGUAGCUGAUAUUGAUACUCAUACCCUCUACAUUCUGAACAACUCUGGACAAAUGAUUACAUACAUGAAGACAACAGACAAUGGAAUAGCAUAUCCAAAUUCUCUUGCUUACACUCCAACAGGGCAGCUCUAUAUAGGAUGUUCUCUACAUGAAGACAGUACAGCCAAGGAUGCCAAACUAUAUAAAGUGAAUAUUUCAGGUUGCUGA
Molecule: messenger RNA, 1506 nt
Organism: Mytilus trossulus (common blue mussel)
Lineage: Eukaryota; Metazoa; Mollusca; Bivalvia; Mytilida; Mytilidae
Exons: 1
Coding region: 1-1506 (501 amino acids)
Molecular function (GO): zinc ion binding
Source: RefSeq, a predicted model, not a curated record